GUCCAAGUGCAGCCACUAAGUAUAAGGUUGUCUAACAGGAACUUAAGGCCUAAGCACUACCAUCAUGGCCGACCAACUAACAGAAGAACAAAUUGCAGAAUUCAAAGAAGCCUUUUCACUGUUCGACAAAGAUGGAGAUGGCACCAUAACAACAUCGGAACUGGGUACCAUAAUGAGGUCACUUGGGCAGAACCCCACCGAAGCUGAACUACAAGACAUGAUCAAUGAAGUAGACACCGAUGGCAACGGCACAAUUGACUUUUCAGAAUUUCUCACCAUGAUGGCCCGAAAAAUGAAGGAUACCGACAGUGAAGAAGAAAUCAGAGAGGCGUUCCGCGUGUUCGACAAGGACGGCGACGGUUUCAUCAGUGCCGCAGAACUUCGACACGUGAUGACCAACCUUGGAGAGAAGUUAACAGAUGAGGAAGUUGAUGAAAUGAUCAGGGAAGCUGACAUGGAUGGGGAUGGUCAAGUGAACUAUGAAGAAUUUGUUCAUAUGAUGACAGCAAAGUGAAGACACCUUGUACAGAAUGUGUUAAACUUCUUGUGCACUGUU
Monodelphis domestica (gray short-tailed opossum) is the source of this 556-nucleotide messenger RNA. NCBI's taxonomy places the organism in Eukaryota, Metazoa, Chordata, Mammalia, Didelphimorphia, Didelphidae. The record is from RefSeq and is a predicted model, not a curated record.